Molecule: messenger RNA, 1312 nt
Organism: Adelges cooleyi (spruce gall adelgid)
Lineage: Eukaryota; Metazoa; Arthropoda; Insecta; Hemiptera; Adelgidae
Gene: Ssu72
Product: RNA polymerase II subunit A C-terminal domain phosphatase SSU72
Exons: 6
Coding region: 273-869 (198 amino acids)
Biological process (GO): termination of RNA polymerase II transcription
Cellular component (GO): nucleus; mRNA cleavage and polyadenylation specificity factor complex
Molecular function (GO): RNA polymerase II CTD heptapeptide repeat phosphatase activity
Source: RefSeq, a predicted model, not a curated record
AUAACUACUUUCCGGCAGGCGGUUGCUUAUAACUUUUUUUAAAACAUUAGUAUAGUAUAAAGACAUAUUACUGUGACAUGAUCUCAAAAUUAAAAAGCCAAUUCGCUUAUGUAUUAUGCUAAUCAAGUAUUAGUUAAUUGAUAUGUAUUAUUUUACUUUUAUUUGUUAAUCAACAAAUAAGUGGUUGAAACAUUUGAGUUAUAUCUGUUUGUUUAAUCGCUUAAUGAUUGUGUUUUUGAAAAUUUAACUAUUAUAGAAAAACCGGUUAAAUUAUGUCGAUUGGAAAGUUUGAAAUAGCUGUAGUUUGUUCGAGCAACAUGAAUAGAAGUAUGGAAGCGCAUGCAUUUCUAAGCAAAAAAGGUUUUAGUGUCAGAUCGUUUGGAACAGGUGACAAAGUAAAAUUACCAGGAACAGCACCUGAUAAACCGAAUAUUUAUGAUUUUGGAUGUUCUUACGAUGAAAUUUACAGAGAUCUUUAUAAUAAAGAUAAAUCAUACUACACACAAAAUGGUCUGUUAAAUAUGUUAGACAGAAAUCGACGGAUAAAACAACAUCCCGAGAGGUUUCAACAAUGUAACGAUAAAUUUACUGUGGUCAUUACUUGUGAAGAAAGAGUUUAUGAUCAAGUACUUGAAUAUUUUGACAACAAUUUAAGUUUCGGCAAUUUACCAGUUCAUGUAAUUAACAUUGACAUUCAAGAUAAUCACGAAGAAGCAACUAUCGGAGCAUUUCUCAUUUGUGAACUAGUGACUUUGUUGUCCCGAAGCGAAGAUUUGGACCACGAUAUAGACCAACUAAUAGUUAAAUAUGAAGAAAAAUGUCAACGGCCACUCAUUCAUUGUGUACUUUUUUACCAGUCAUAUGUUUGAGAAGGAUUUUGCUCGGUACAACAAGGAUUUUAAUGUUCUUUAGAAUUCUCUUCGGAAUACUUUUACCUAAUUUUUUUUAUUAUUAUAAAAAUUGAUAUGUAUUUAAAAUUAUAUUUGUUGACAAAUAUUGUCACUCCAAUCGCAUUAUGAAAACUAAUAUGUUUUAAGUGGGUAAAGAGUAAAACAAAUUAAUUUUUGUAACUAGUGUCGAUUGGUUGUGCCACACUUAUUAUUAAUGAUAAUUAUAAUAAAUGAUGAACGUGUAUACAAACGUGUAACGCGUAAACUGUAUACAACAGUUUUUCGUUUUGUAUAAUAUAAAAUAAUACAAGUUUUAAGUAUAAUGUUGUUUAAAAUUGUUCCUUCCAGUUCAAGACCCACACUUUAAUUGUUAUAAACAAUUAUAUUAUAAAUUAUUAACUAUAUAUUGUACACAAACAACA